CUUUGCCGGUUUUAUUUCAAGAUAUCACAUCUAUUAUAAGCACGCACACAUAUGAGCAGUUCAGGACACGCGUUGUCGACCACUGACCCAUACGCUGACAGACAGCUAGUGCCCGAAGAGUCCACGCAUCGAGCACUGGCCCUAUAUAAGAGCUUCAUAAAUAACCCGACUACCGACGUGCGUACGCGCCUUUCUUGCCUGGCCAAGACAGUUUCCAUUUUGGAUGCGUUGCCCGUUGUUCGAGGCUUUGACUCAGCUGGAAAAUUUGGAGUGAACCGCAACACUGGUGCCCAGCCGGCCAACCUGUCCCUGCUGCAGCUGCUCGUUGAUCGCACCACGAUGUACAGGGGCAUGUCGGCGGUGCAUCGGCAGCUUGGGGACGUUCAGAAUGCAGCUUUUGGGUAUGACCGGACAACGCUGUUGCUUGAGGCCUUAAUACGAAACAUGAAUGCCUCGCAGAACAUUACAUCUGGUGACCAUGUAGAUGGGGCGGCCACGCAACCGACGUGUUUCGAAAGCGAGAGACAUCUGGCUACGCUCAGAGUUUAUUCCACAAAUAUGCUGCUGCAGGUUCUCGGCGACUGGCGGAUUGUUGAGCAGGCACUGGGUCGCAACUCGAAGGCCGAUAAACUUCUUGCACGGGCAGAGAAGUGGCGAGCAAGUAGGGAUACUUAGGUGUACAGGCAUAUGUGUUACAAUUGUACGAAAAUAAACAAUUGUAAAAAUAAGCGGAUUGAGAGUAUUUAAAUAUUAUCAAUUUAUUUAGCUUGCUCCUCUGUUCCUAGUCAUAUGCUUUAAAACUUUCUAAAGCACACAACUUUUCAAGUGAAGUAUACCGUCUACAAGUCAGCCAAUAGAUACAAACAGCAGUUGUUCUUGGUUUAUCAGUGCAGUGUGGAUUUUUUGUAAUAAGUCAUUUAUUAGUAAGCAAAUACUUUUGCAGUAUUACUCGUACAACGACUGCACAUAUUUUAAAAUUACACUGG
Molecule: messenger RNA, 986 nt
Organism: Kickxella alabastrina
Lineage: Eukaryota; Fungi; Kickxellomycota; Kickxellomycetes; Kickxellales; Kickxellaceae
Exons: 1
Coding region: 52-675 (207 amino acids)
Source: RefSeq, a predicted model, not a curated record